Messenger RNA from Racocetra persica, 284 nucleotides. The record is from the annotation of a GenBank genome assembly. Lineage: Eukaryota; Fungi; Glomeromycota; Glomeromycetes; Diversisporales; Gigasporaceae.
GUCCGAUGGUUUAUGGUAUUUGUUAUUGCCCACUUUCUAAAUAUGAACAAGUGUCUAAAUUGGGUUUCGCUGACUCGAAAACUCUUAAAGAAAGUCAUCGAGAAUCCCAUUUUCAAUUAAUUCAAUCACAUGAGAAUAUCGCAUGGAGUGUGCGUGUAUUAUCACCUCAAGAUAUUUCAUGGAAUAUGCUAAAAAUGAAUAAAUAUAAUCUGAAUGCUCAGGCACAUGAUACCACAAUCCAAUUGAUUCAGCAGGUGUUAACUCAAGGUGUCAAUGUAACUAAG